CAGGAUUUCCAGGGCAGAGGCUCGGUCUCUGCUUAUGAUAAUCUAGCCCGGGUUCCCCCACAGGUCAGAGCAGCGUAGGGCGGGGCCAAGGUUGACUCCUACUGGGAGGAGCCGGGAUGCCGCUCCCGCGGUGGUGAUGCAGAGAGGAAUUUGCUGACAGUCCCUUGCCAGGUGGAGCAGGCUUCACAAGGCCGCGAAAAAGGAGGAGGACCCGCCGGCUGUCUCCUCUCAGAGCUUUGAAGGAACCGCUUUUGUGGUCAGGAACUGGCGAGACACCACGGGGUCACCUGGAAGAACCUCUUCCCAGGGACUGAUCGAGAACAGGAAGGCCUUGGAACCUAGCCUUUCAGCCUGAGCUCUCAUCAACACCUGCCGCCCUAGAGUGGGAAGCCUUCCCUUAGUCUGAGACCUUCCACUAGACCGGGAGCCUGAGUGUGCCCAGGAUGUCUUCCUCUCCAGAGGACUUGAGCACAAAGCCCCACAACAUGACGGUGAACGAGUGUUUCCAGUCCCGGAGCACUGUCCUCCAGGGGCAGCCCUUUGGGGGGAUCCCCACUGUGCUCGUACUUAACCUCAUCUUAUGGGUGUUCGUUGUCCUGCUUUAUUCCUUCCUCCGGAAAGCCGCGUGGGACUACGGGCGCCUGGCUCUGCUGAUACACAAUGACAGCCUGACCUCGCUGAUCUACGGGGAACAAAGUGAGAAGUCGUCUCCCUCCGAGAUUUCCUUGGAAGUGGAACGUCGGGACAAGGGCUUCUGUUCCUGGUUCUUCAACAGCCUAACCAUGAAGGACCGGGACCUGAUCAGCAAGUGUGGCGAUGAUGCGCGCAUCUACAUCAUGUUCCAGUAUCACCUCAUCAUCUAUGUGCUCAUCCUCUGCAUCCCUUCCCUGGGCAUCAUUUUGCCUAUUAACUACAUUGGGACUGUUCUGGACUGGAAUAGCCACUUUGGCCGGACCACCAUUGUUAAUGUCUCCACAGAGAGUAAGCUCCUGUGGCUGCACAGUCUCUUUGCGUUCCUGUACUUCCUCAUCAACUUCGCCCUCAUGGGCCAUCACUGCUUGGGGUUUGUGCCCAAGAAGAACCUCAAGAUCACAAGGACACUGAUGAUCACCUACGUCCCCACUGAAAUCCAGGAUCCAGAGGUCAUCAGCAAACACUUCCAUGAGGCCUAUCCUGGGUGCGUGGUGACCAGAGUCCAUUUCUGCUAUGAUGUCAGGAACCUGAUUGACCUAGACGAUCAAAGGCGCCAUGCCAUGCGGGGCAGGCUGUACUACACGGCCAAGGCUAAGAAGACUGGGAAGGUGAUGAUCAAGAUUCACCCAUGCUCCCGUCUGUGUUUCUGCAAGUGCUGGACCUGCUUCAAGGAGGUAGAUGCGGAGCAGUACUACAGCGAGCUGGAGGAACAGCUGACCGACGAGUUCAAUGCGGAGCUCAAUCGUGUCCGGCUGAAGAGACUUGACUUGAUCUUUGUCACCUUCCAGGACGCCAAGACCGUGAGGCGCAUCCGUGAGGAUUACAAGUACGUCUGCUGUGGCAUGCACCCCAAGCAGUCCUCAGUAACGACUAUCGUUAAAAACUACCACUGGAGGGUUACUCAUGCCCCGCACCCCAAAGACAUCAUCUGGAAACACCUGUCCAUCCGCCGCUUCAACUGGUGGACUCGCUUUAUCGCAAUCAACACCUUCCUCUUCUUCCUCUUCUUCUUCCUCACCACGCCCGCCAUCAUCAUCAACACCAUCGAUAUGUACAACGUCACCCGCCCCAUUGAGAAUUUGCAGAGCCCUGUCGUGACCCAGUUCUUCCCCUCUGUCAUGCUCUGGGCCUUCACGGUGAUAAUGCCUCUGAUGGUCUACUUCUCUGCCUUCCUAGAGGCCCACUGGACCAGGUCAAGUCAGAAUAUCAUCAUCGUACACAAAUGCUACAUCUUCCUGGUGUUUAUGGUGGUCAUUCUGCCCUCCAUGGGGCUGACCAGUUUGGACGUGUUUUUGCGCUGGCUCUUUGAUAUCUACUAUCUUGAACAUGCGACCAUCAGGUUCCAGUGCGUGUUCCUCCCAGACAAUGGUGCAUUCUUUGUCAACUACGUGAUCACGGCUGCUCUGCUCGGCACAGGCAUGGAGCUGAUGCGCUUGGGGUCACUCUGCACGUAUUGUACCCGCCUCUUCUUUUCCAGAUCAGAGCCAGAGAGAGUCCACAUCAGAAAGAACCAGGCCAUGGAUUUCCAGUUUGGGCGAGAAUAUGCGUGGAUGCUGAACGUCUUCAGCGUGGUGAUGGCGUAUAGCAUCACUUGCCCUAUAAUUGUCCCUUUUGGGCUGCUGUAUUUGUGUAUGAAGCAUGUCACAGACCGCUAUAACAUGUACUACUCCUAUGCGCCCACCAAACUGAACGAGCAGAUCCACAUGGCCGCUGUCUACCAGGCCAUUUUCGCACCGCUUUUGGGGCUCUUCUGGAUGCUCUUCUUCUCCAUCCUGCGAGUAGGUCCACUGCACACCAUCACGUUCUUCUCCUUGUCGUCCCUCAUCAUCUCCGUGAUAAUUGCCUUCUCUGGGAUCUUUCUGGGGAAGCUCCGGGUUGUCCGUGAGUAUGAGCCUGAGGAAGAAGCGGAGACUGUGUUUGAUGUGGAGCCAAGCAGCACGACCUCCACACCCACCUCCCUUGUCCAAAUGCUUCCGUGGCCCUGGCUGAAGAGUGGGGUGAGAAGAACCAGCUCUAGCUCAACAGUCAAUAGAAGCCACCCAGAGAGGAGAGAGCCAGAGAUGAUGUACUCGAACAGGGAGGCCCAGCUCUCAGAAUCCUCAACCGCGUAGAUGCAGGGGCAUGCUGGGGCUCAGCCUCAGGACCCAGGCUGCCUCCAGGGCACAGGCGUUGGCCAGAGCGGUGCAGACAGAGCUGCAAGGAGCUAUUGAUGGACCCAGUGAAUGGUAAGGCAGGGGCAGCACCCGACUGAUGAGCCCACCAGCCUGCCAAGAGCCGAGGCUGGACCCAGAGUCUGUGACCAGUGGACUGGGCAGAGGUGCCCAUGCCCUUUGGCUUGCCUGGAUGGCAGGAGCCCUCGCCCUCAUCCCUACCACAUGUGUUUAUGCAAUCAUCUGUGCACGUAUGAUGCUGGGCAUAGGCUCCUUCAUACGUGUUAGGCAUCUCCAGCAAGCACUGAAGAAGGGUGCCAGCAGUGGGGGCACUUGGGAGAAGCUUCCCCGAGAAGGGACCAUGUCAUGCAACUGGCGGAAUGGGAGGAAAGGUUGCCAGGUGAAGCAGGGUGUGGGAAGAGCGUUGGAGGAAGAGGAAGAGCCUGGGCAAAAGCCAGAAGAGAUGAUCUGGAGUCCGUGAGGAAAACAGAAGACAGUGUUCAACAUGGAUAUACAGAACAUGCCUGUGGGCAGGGCCCACAAAGUCCAGAGGCCUUUUUUUUUUUCCCAGUGGUGUCAGAGUUGGGUCAAAGUUCAUCAACAUAGGCAGACCCACAUGGCCAUGCGCACAGACACAGAUGUGUCAGAACCCUGGUUGGCCUGACUUGAAAGGAAAAAAAAAUCAAAAACAAACCUUCCAGCCAAUGACAAACUGUCUCUUGAGGGGAGGCAAUGAAGAGACCAAGAACCAACCGGGGACAACUUUCUCUGACCAAUAGGAGCUCUCUUGCUGUUAGCAGGGGAAAUAUAAAGAGCUCGAAGCUUGUUCUUUUCUCCUGGAUUAAUAAACUCCCAUGGUCAGGGAUUUUAAUCCCCCAAACUUAAUUAAUCAUUACCAUUUUACUGGGUGGGAGAUUGAGCACACGGCCAAUGUUAGGUCAGUCCCACCCCGCAAGAUCUACUAAUUUAGACCCCAGCGUGCUGAGCAAGGAUGUGGCCAGACAGGGUUUAAACAAAGUCCAGAUAACUAUAAAAUCUGUGCUUUAAAAAAAUAUAAUGAAUAGAACUUACUAUUUAUGCAUGUAUUUAUUUUUCGAGACAGGGUUUCCAUGUGGGCCGCCUGGCCUCGAACUUCAGGCACGAGUGAUUCUCCCGCUUCAGCUUCCAGAGUAGCAGGGCCUACACAGGCGCGAGGUGCUGUGCCUGGCUUAAGCCAUUAAAAACCCUAUACGUUUACGACAGUGGUAUAAGAACAUGGUAGGCAACGGUGGGAAUGAAAAACAGAAGAGCAAGAAUAAGGAAAUAAAAGUUCACAUUCCCACCACCCAGGGAUGGUCACUGAGACACUGGUGUACAUUCUUUUUUUUUUUUUUUUUUUUUUUUUUUGGUUUUUCGAGACAGGGUUUCUCUGUGGUUUUGGAGCCUGUCCUGGAACUAGCUCUGUAGACCAGGCUGGUCUCGAACUCACAGAGAUCCGCCUGCCUCUGCCUCCCGAGUGCUGGGAUUAAAGGCGUGCGCCACCAUCGCCCGGCUACUGGUGUACAUUCUUGAGCUAACUAUGGAUGCGUACAUCUCUUCCAAGUAUCUUAUGCUUCUGUGGAAUUCUACAUGUCUAUAUGGGUUUCUGCUAAAUACUGUGCAUGCAGUUUUAUAACCUGUGUAACUGUCAGUCUGUUGCCACAUAGAUGAAUUUUGACCUCUUUGCCUACCCAUAUUCAAAUAGCUCUUAUUACCCAUCUUUUUAAAUAACUGGCUCAAACCCAGAACCAGUUGAGUAUCUAUGCUAGAUUGGGACUUGAGAAGAUCAAACCACUCCAGCAGGAUGCCCCCACCUUCUGGAUUUCUCUGACUCAUCUUCCUGAUAUCUUCCAGCAGGUUCCUCUCCCUUCCCCACUCCCUGAAAGCUGGAGGCUUGAAAGGCUCACGUCCAAUGCAGGGGCUAGAAUGUAUUACUAGAAGUGCCUUCACCUUGGAGACCUGUAACAUCCCGUUCAUUCUGUUAGUGCUGAUGAGACAGACUACUGGGUGUGACGCCAGGCUUUCCCACUGUUCAGCUACCAUUUUCUUUUUCGUGGUCAAAAUGCCUAUGGUGUGUGCUUUGGCAAUAUGUAUGUGUCUAGCUAUUUCACGGGAUUGUUCCCUCAUCAACUGGGGCUGGGUGUUUAUACUGGAGGAUGCAAGGGUUCUUUCUCUCCUGUAAUUACUUACUUUCAAAGUAGGGAGUAGAUUGAAAACCACUGCAAGCAUUGACAGGUUGCCCUUUCCCCUGGCACUUCCUGUGUCUCUAAUCUGCCCCCUUCCCCGCAUUCCUGACACCAGCUGUCAGUGUGACAGGAUGCAGCUAACACUCUGUUUCUAAUCUGUGAAUACAAUGUAGCAAAACAUACUAGCUGAUAGAUGAAGGUCUCUCCAGGGGGACACGAGGCCAUCUCCCCCGAGAUUCAGCCUGAGUGGGAACAGAUAAUGUGUGGAACGGAUGUAGAUGAGGCGUAAGAAAGCCUGCCACUGAACUAACCCUGGCCACUCCAAGGUAGUGAACAAGCUUCAUCCCUAGGAGCUCACUGAAUGACAAGAAGCAAGGCAGAGGAAAUCAAGGCUGUGGGUAGUGGGGCAGAGAGGGCCCAGGGCUUGGAAGGGCAGAGGUGAUGGGGUGGGUUUGAGGAGAGAGGGUAUACUCUAGACCUUGCUCCCAAUAUGACCUUGCCUCAUCUUCCCCUCUCUGUCCCGAGCAGCUGUACGUGGCCACUGUGCUACAGGAGCCGGAGUUGAACCUGACCCCCGCCUCCUCCCCAGCCCGGCACACCUAUGGCACCAUGAACAGCCAGCCAGAAGAGGGAGAAGAAGAGAGCGGUCUGAGGGCCUUUGCGAGGGA
Chionomys nivalis (European snow vole) is the source of this 5715-nucleotide messenger RNA. RefSeq names its product transmembrane protein 63C (gene Tmem63c). Bases 444 to 2804 code for a protein of 786 amino acids. Gene Ontology annotation, cellular component: plasma membrane. Lineage: Eukaryota; Metazoa; Chordata; Mammalia; Rodentia; Cricetidae. The record is from RefSeq and is a predicted model, not a curated record. The transcript is spliced from 24 exons. Gene Ontology annotation, molecular function: calcium-activated cation channel activity.